Messenger RNA from Musa acuminata AAA Group (dessert banana), 695 nucleotides. RefSeq names its product monothiol glutaredoxin-S2. The transcript has a single exon. The record is from RefSeq and is a predicted model, not a curated record. Lineage: Eukaryota; Viridiplantae; Streptophyta; Magnoliopsida; Zingiberales; Musaceae. Bases 69 to 407 code for a protein of 112 amino acids.
UCAUCGAUCGCUGAGGACGAUAAACUAAAAGGGGAGUGGGGUUUUCGGCGGAGCAGGGAGGCGAUCUGAUGGGGGCGGCAGCGCUGUCAAUCGACGGGGCGGAGGAGGCGCCGGAGGAGCGGGUGGGGCGCCUUAUCCAGGAGAACCCCGCCGUCAUCUUCAGCCGGCGAGGAUGCUGCAUGAGCCACGUCAUGAAGCGGCUUCUGGCGGCCGUGGGCGCCCACCCGGCGGCGAUCGAGUUGGAGGAGGCCGACGAGGAGAAGGCCGCCGCCGCUGCCGGGGGUGGCGGGCUUCCCACCCUCUUCGUCGGUGGCGUUGCCGUGGGCGGGCUCGAGGACCUCGUGGGUCUCCACCUCCGCGACCAUCUCGUCCCCAUGCUCCGUGAGGCCGGCGCUCUCCGCAGCUGACGCGUGUCCAGGCCCCACUGCCGGCGGCAUCCGCACCAAGGGUAAUGUAGUAGUUUGACCCUUAUCUCUUCCCUUCUUCCCGUCUUUCCCGUGUAACUUUCCAAAAGAAUUUGGCCAUCGAGGAAGAGUUCUUCAAGCUAUUCCCAUGGGGAGGGGUCCCCUACUGUAUAUAGGGACCAUAUCAAGGUCAAGGGAGGAGGAAACCAAAAAGAGAAGAAGAAAAGUACUGUUUUCUUGCUUCUACUGUAUAAUGGCGAGCGGAUGGAACUGUGUGCGCUGUUUGUCUUU